UCCGGGGUUAUAAUUCGGUUGUAAAUGCUUUGUUAUUUUCAGUGUGUCUGAGAGCACCGUCGUCCCCGUCGCCGGAAGUCUGCAUGAAGCUGCGUCUCCAACAGAGGCUACGGCGUCGACGUUUUUUUUUUCUGUCUUGUUUUUUUUUUUUUUUUUUUUUUUAUUCGACACUUUUUUUUUUCUUUUUUUAUUUUCUGUGAGCGAGAUGAGCAGGGAGUGAGGAAUGGAGGCGUAGGGACCGAGGAUGUUUGUGUUCGCAGUUUAAGCGUUUGAACACACGCAGGCCUCCAGUUGUAGCUUGAGUGAACAAGCCAACGAACAAAAGGAGAAAAUUAAUGGAGGCAAGUUAGCGUUAGCCAUGUUUGUGUGGCGCUCAGACAACAGCCUCAGCAGCCCGCGUAGCUCGCAGCAAAACACACCCGAGCCUCCCGACAUGCCAUCCGAUUUUAUGACAGUUUAUAACCGAUUUUAUUUCUGCAAGCUUUCCUCAGUCACUGCUAACGUUAGCCGCCGCUAGCUGCACCACAGUUUUAGAGCCAGCCUGUGCCCUGUCGUUAAAAAUGGCUCUCAGAGCACUGAAACAUUGACUUUAAUGCACCGAUGCGACCCAUCUGUUUUUAAAGCGGAGGUGUGGGUUGAAUAGAGCAUGUGAGGGAUGAAUUAACUUGACUUUGUGGAUUUUUUUUCCCCCUCAUUAUUCAUUGGCUGCAGCAGAGAUUGGAGGAGUCACAUGAAAGACAAACAUACCCUGAGCUGUGCUGCAUGAAAGAAAUAAUGGACGAUUCCCAUUUCAACUCAUCAUACUUUUGGUCUCCCGUCCCCACUGUACAAGGACAGAUUGAGAACGCCAUGUUCCUCAACAAGGCAAAGGAGCAGCUGGGUCCAGACAAGGCCAACGCCUUCCCUCACUCUUCUGCGUCUUCCACCUCGUCCCCUCACUACCCCACAGCUGUGCUCGCCAUCCCGGGUUCGGUGGAUCCAGGGGCGGGGGUGCGGGUGGUCCCCAAACAGGAAGGAGGUGGGAAUGGAUCCGGCGGAGGAGGGGGAAACAGCGGGAACGCAACCUUGAGUGGAGUAGGGGGACAUCUACACCAGUCGCACACCUCCCAGAACGUCACGGUCGUUCCUGUUCCCUCCACUGGGAUCAUGACUGCAGCGGGGUUAGUGAUCACCACCCCACAAGGCACACUGGUUCCAACUGCCUCCACACAGUCGUUUGUAACUGGACCCCCCACCACCACCACCAUGAUAGUGUCUGCAGUGCAUCCCUCAAACACAGAUAAAAAGGAGGAUGGUGCUAUGGCUCCAGCCGUUGUCAUGCCGACACCAUCAAAGCGAGGCAGGAAGAGCAAACAGAUGAUGGGCAGAGUUGGUGGGAUUCUCCCUCCAGGAAGUGAUGCUUUAAUUUUAGCCCAUCUUGCUGCAGGUGGACAGCAUCACUCUGCUGACCCAUAUGAUCUGUCAAAUGAUGAGGAUGAUCAUACCAGUAAAGAUGGACCCAAGUCCUACAGAUGUCGGAUGUGUGCAGUGACGUUCUUCAGCAAGUCAGACAUGCAGAUUCACGCUAAGUCCCACACUGAGGCCAAGCCCCACAAGUGCCCCCACUGCUCCAAGUCAUUUGCCAAUUCCAGCUACCUGUCCCAGCACAUCCGCAUCCACAGCGGGGCCAAGCCCUACUCCUGCACCUACUGCCAGAAAACAUUCAGGCAGCUCAGUCACCUCCAGCAGCACACACGAAACCACACUGAGGCCAAGCCCCACAAGUGCCCCCACUGCUCCAAGUCGUUUGCCAACUCCAGCUACCUGUCCCAGCACAUCCGCAUCCACACGGGGGCCAAGCCCUACACCUGCUCCUACUGCCAGAAAACAUUCAGGCAGCUCAGUCACCUACAGCAGCACACACGAAUUCACACUGGUGACCGACCAUACAAGUGUAACCAUCCUGGCUGUGAAAAGGCUUUCACUCAGUUGUCCAACUUGCAGUCUCACCGUCGACAACACAACAAAGACAAGCCCUUCAAGUGUCACAACUGUAACCGUGGUUACACAGACGCUGCCAGUCUGGAGGUUCACCUGUCGACGCACACCGUCAAACACGCCAAGCUGUUCUCCUGCGGCCUCUGCAAUAGAUCUUACACAUCGGAGACUUAUUUAAUGAAACACAUGAGGAAGCACAACCCCGACCCGUUAACGGUGGCAGCGACGGUAGCCGCCCAGCAGGCCCAGGGCCUGACGCCAGGAGGAGGGGGCCGGGGCCGGGGCCGCGGGCGAGGCAGAGGCAGAGGAAGUCAACUCCAAAGCCAGAACAACCCAAACAACACCAACCAGAACCAGAACCCUGGGCAACCGGGCAGCUACCAGCCCACCCAGCAACCCUCUGAGGGCGUCAUUCCGUGCCCCUUCGAUCUGCACCAGUACAAGACAGUGUCGGCCAGUGAGAUCCAGUAUAAACCCGUCAGCGUUGGCGACCUGCCGGUGACCCAUAAAGACCUCUGUCUAACCGUCUCCACGUCAGCCAUCCAGGUGGAGCACAUGAACUCGUAGGCGGCGUCCGGCGCUCUGGUUGGGACAGGACUAAUAAUCUGCAGUGUAAAAAGCUCCAUUUGAUUCACCGUCUUUCAUCUUCACAGUCUUCUAAAAGCAAAACUAGAAACAUGGCUAAGAAAGGAGAAACUGUUACCAUCCUCAUCAGCCAUCCGCCUCCGACUCCAGCUGCGUUUUUAUUUUCACCAUCAAGUAGCUCUGAAGGACGAAUCGAAAGGGAUCGAGGUGAUAUUGGGUUACAAUCAGGAGAUGGACGUUCAGUUUGGUUCACCUGAUUCUGAAGCGUUAAAGCUGGGAAGAACUUUAGGCUCCAUGUUGGAUCAGAGACAGUCUACAGUGUUGAGUUCAGGUACCUCCGAGACGAGUGGGAAAGCAGGUUCCAACUGGUGGAAAUGGGUUUGCACAUUUAAUAUCUGGAAAAAUCCCUUUUAACUUUGAAGUUAUAAAUUUAGGUAAAAAUAAAUCUGCACCUGAAGUUUCACCUUUAUUACUUUGGUUGAGCUGUAAAACACACACACCAGGAAUUAAACCAACCGUUGAGAUAAUAUUGGGAGAUGAAGACUGUAAAUUAUCUGUGAAAUUAAAAAUAAUAAUAUUCUCUUUAAAUUUAGGAGUAACUUUGCAGAUUUAAUUCUUCUUGAAAUACUCCAACAAGCCAAAAAAAAAGAAGAAGAGUAAAAACAAAUAAUAAUUUAUUAAUGGUAAAAAUUCCAGCACGGAAAUGGAAGCACUUAAUCAUAACACUGAAGAUGGAAGUUAUGUAUUUUCAUCUAAAUUCCAAUAGAUUCAUUUUACAAAUCACAAUUUAACAUCAGAAGAUCAAAGAACGAAGGAGCCAUUUUGUUUUCAGAGCCUAAAGUCAAAAACGAACCGAGUUCAACAAGAAUGUACUAAACCUGAGGAAUCUGAGCAGAGCGAACGGAGGAAAGCGGGACGGAGGAGUCCUACAGAAAGCACUUGAUGAAGCUCGUACUUCACGCCUAUGUUUGUCAUUUUUUGUCUUUUUUUAUAUAUAUAUAUAUAUAUAUAUAUAAAUCAUGUUUGUAUUUUUCUACCGACAGAGGAACAUAGAGAGAAAACAGAGUGAUUGCAUGAACGUGAUGGAAAGAAAACAUUUAGUCGUUUGUUUUCUGAUUCUAAGAGGAGCGGUUAAUCUUCCUCCUGUGGGCGACGAGAGCCCGCCCCGCUCUUACCAGGGGGGUUGAUGGGAAAUAAUGAUUGUGUGAUAAACACGGCUGACAGGUACUGUUAUCAAUCUUUUCUUUUUUUAAGAACUUUUCAUACAUAUUAUUAUUACUUUCAUUAUAACUGUAGUGCAAAUGUUAUCCACAGUAUAUCCACUCUGAGGCAUUAUGGUAUUGCAGUAUGCUGUACAUAAAAUAGAUAGAAAAGACUUUUUCAUCUGUAAAAGGGAAGUAUGUCUUGUGUACAGAAUAUAUGAAAACGCACCCAAACCACAGACUGUCCCAGGUCCGGUACUGUACCCAACUGGUUCUGCUGAAAAAUAAUUAGGAGUUACAAUGAGAGUUACGGCUUUUCUUUAAACACAACCAUUUAUGAUUUAACUUUGAAUAAUUGAGUCUCUUUAGUUAUUAAAAGUCUUUUGACUAAUUAUCACUAAUGCUUUUCUAGGCUAAUGUAGGUAUAGUCGUUUUCAGUAAUGUAGAAAAUAAGUGAAAAUUGUUUCACCAAUCAUAAAAAAAAUACAUGUUUUUAUUUAAAGAAAAACAAAAACAAUUAACGGUGCUGUGUAAAAUAAAGCCACUGCAUUCAGACUCCCGACUGACCUGCUAAUAUGUUUAAACAGCAUUAGAUUAAAUGGUGACCUGGGACACUGGAAACCGUUAAUCCAAUCAAAAUGUUCAAGCAGCCUGUUCAACAGGCCAACGGUCUUCAUGUAUACUCAACUUUGUUUGUCUCUGUGUCUUUUUAUGAAAAAAAUGACCUAGCAAUGCUCCUGGUAAACAGUUAUUAACUGUACUAUGUUACAUACUGUAUGCACAGCUAAAGCUCCUACUCAUCUGAACAGACUGUUUCUUCUUCCCUUAUGGAGAAUAAAAUUCAAAAACUGUUUAUGACUAAAGGCCAGGAUUGAUUUAUUAAACUGAAAUCCAAUCUGCAGGGCUUAUUACUGAUGUAGAUGAAUUUCAGAGUUGGGUUGUGCUUGAUUUUUGUUAGUUUCAGAUGAUAAAUUGUCAAAUGAUGUAUUUGCAUAAGAUGUGUCAUACUGAAUGCAAUAAUAUGAAAUAUUUUCUUCAGGUUUUUGUGUGGAAGAGCAUUGAAAGUAUCUUGGGAUAUUUUCAUUCAUUCCAUAACUAGCAAUAUGUAUGGAUGUCAGCAAAAGUCAAAAUGCCACGUUUGUCAAAGAAGUGUCCAAUUUAAGCUGAGAAUUGUGUUUAGUGGAUGAAAAUUUAAAUUAUAUUAAAACA
Messenger RNA from Xiphophorus couchianus (Monterrey platyfish), 4973 nucleotides. RefSeq names its product zinc finger protein 384 a (gene znf384a). The transcript is spliced from 11 exons. The record is from RefSeq and is a predicted model, not a curated record. Gene Ontology annotation, cellular component: chromatin; PcG protein complex; transcription regulator complex. Gene Ontology annotation, molecular function: RNA polymerase II cis-regulatory region sequence-specific DNA binding; DNA-binding transcription factor activity, RNA polymerase II-specific. Bases 763 to 2544 code for a protein of 593 amino acids. Gene Ontology annotation, biological process: regulation of transcription by RNA polymerase II. NCBI's taxonomy places the organism in Eukaryota, Metazoa, Chordata, Actinopteri, Cyprinodontiformes, Poeciliidae.